This is a messenger RNA of Ananas comosus (pineapple), 1986 nucleotides long. RefSeq lists its product as uncharacterized. The record is from RefSeq and is a predicted model, not a curated record. The transcript is spliced from 2 exons. Lineage: Eukaryota; Viridiplantae; Streptophyta; Magnoliopsida; Poales; Bromeliaceae. Bases 544 to 1734 code for a protein of 396 amino acids.
CUCUCUCUCUCUCUCUGCCUCUCCCCUCUCUCGUACUCCUCUCUCUCUCUCCCUCCUCCCUCUCUCUCGUUCACACACUCGCAGUGCGAUUCUAGGGUUUGGUCGAUAGGGUCGAGGAGGGUGGGGAUCGGAGAUCCGGAGGGGAUCGAGCUGCUUCGUCGUUGCGGGAGGUCCCGUUGGAGCCCGAUUUCGCCGUACUCGGUUGGGGUUUCCGCCUCGAUUGCUCCGGACUAGGGUUCUCUCCGCCGCCCCUGGGGAUCCGAUCCGGUGUGGGUGCAAUAGAUUGGAAAGCUGUAAUGCCCCUGCGAAGUGCUUGUGGCUGGUAGUUGGUAAACAACAGUGUCCAUUGUUUUGCCAUAAGCAAUGAGCUCGGCGGGGGUAUAUUGCUAUUUUGCCGACCAUCCUUGCUUUUGAUUCUUCAGAAGGAUUGAGGUGCAUACAAAGCUUUACACAAUUGGGGAGCCAGUAUUGGUUGCGGUAUUUGUGGGCCCAUUCUGGUAUCCAUGCUAGCACAGAGCAUGCGUGGAAUCGGUUCUUUGGGUAAUGCCCCUGACCAGAUUAGUUGCCGAUGCGUUCGGCCUUGCCACCGUUACUCUCGGCGUUCUCUUCAUCAUUCUCAGCCUACUAUGCAUCUUCCAGUGUGGCUACUUCCACAUAAGGAUCCAAAGAGGGGCCCUUCUCCAGCUCGGUUAUUUUAAUGGGCCUUGGGUCACCCGCAUUGCCCUAAUUUUAAUCGCAAUCUGGUGGACUUUGGGGGAGGCUGUUAGGCUUACUUUCCUCAAAAAGAGGCUCUUUUCUAGCUUACUAUGGCAGAAGGAUGUCUGCAAGGCCUACAUUAUAUCCAAUCUAGGGUUUGCGGAGCCCUGCAUCUUUCUGUCACUAGGGUUUCUUCUCCAUGCUUCGUUACAGAAGAGGGAAUCGGGCACUCUAAGCCCCCGAUGGAACAAAAGAACCAUCGGUUACACCUUGCUGUUCGGCGUUCCGGUCCUAGUCAUUCAAACUCUCAUUGUUUUUUUCGGGCCCACAUUCAUUAACAAGGAGAACAGUGAAGGGAGAACGAAAAUGGCCAAGUACUUCACAAGAUCAUAUUUUCUGGGGCAAGACGAUAUUAUUUGCACUUAUCCGUUGCUCAGCACUAUCUUGCUAGGGCUUUUCUACACUCUCUUAAUCAGCUAUGUGGCUUGCGUUGGAUCGCGGAUGUUGUACUUUGUCAUCAACAAGGGUUUGAGAAGAAGGGUCUACUGGCUAAUCUCGUCGGUGCUCCUCCUCCCUUCGUUCCGCGUCCUCUUGCUAGGGUUUUCUGUUUUACCCCGACCGGGCAAUGUGUCUUAUGAGACUAUCGUCUUCCUCGCCUUUAUUCUAAUGCUAUCUUGCAUGGUGGUCGGAAUCGUAUUCUUGGUGUACUACCCUGUUGCUGAUUCCUUGGCAUUACGGGACCUCGGGCAUAAUCGAGAAAUGGCCGAUCUAGUGCCCUACGAUGACUAUUACUACGAUGGUGUAUCACUAAUCGCCAACCAAGGCAACCGCGAUGACGCGAGAAACUCAGAUGCUUCCGCAAAGCGUGGCUCGAUAUCAUUCCGGUCCAUGAUCAGGGACGAGGCCGCCGGCGCAGAUACCGAGGACGCGGGCUUCCCCCGCGGCGUUGGGGCCCUUCGCAUCGGCUCGCCCCCCUCCGGUUCUUCGCCCUCGGCUUCCAAGCCCAUGCUCCCUCUUAGAGAAGUUCCUAGAUACUAAGAAAAGGAAAAAAGAAUCGCCUGUGUUUUUGCCCUCCUUUUUUAAAAGUUUAGCUUCUCUCUGUCUUAAUUUUUUUUUCCUUUUUUUUUUUUUGUUUUCCUUUUCUCUAAUUAAUGAUAACAGUUUUGUGGUAAUUAAAAGGUUUUGUGUAAAGCUUCUCUUUUUAAGCAUCGUAUCGAUUAUUAUCUUUUCGAAUAAGUUUAAGUCUUUUUGAGGUUAAAAUACAUGGGAGAAUUGGAGAUCCUCUGAAUA